Physella acuta is the source of this 2067-nucleotide messenger RNA. RefSeq lists its product as uncharacterized. The record is from RefSeq and is a predicted model, not a curated record. NCBI's taxonomy places the organism in Eukaryota, Metazoa, Mollusca, Gastropoda, Physidae.
AUGUAUCUUCUACUAGUAAUUGGUCUACAACUUGUUAAAAAUAUUUUUGUGACAAACUAUUAUCAAACUUCUACCAUAUCCCAUCACAACUACCACAUCCCUUCACAACCACCACCUACCAUCACAACUACCAUAUCCCGUCACAACUUCUACAUCCAACCACCACUACCACAUCCCAUCACAACCACAACCUACCAUCACAACUACCAUAUCCCGUCACAAUUACCACAACCCAUCGCAACAACUACAUCUCAUCACAACUACCACAACCUAUGCUUACUACCACAUCCCAUCACAACCACAACCUACCAUCACAACUACCAUAUUCAGUCACAAUUACCACAUCCCAUCAUAACUACCACAUCCCAUUGCAACUUCUACAUCCCACCACAACUACCACAACAACAUCCCAUCAUAACUACAACAUCCCAUCACAACAUCCCAUCACACUUCUACACCCCAUCACAACUUCUACAUCCAACCACCACUACAACAUCCCAUCACAACUACCACAUCCCAUCACAACAUCCCAUCACAACUACCACAUCCCAUCAUAACUACCACAUCCCAUCACAACAACUACAUCCCAUCACAACUUCUACACCCCAUCACAACAACCACAUCCCAUCACAACUACCACGUCCCAUUAAUAUCCCAUCAUGUCAUCCCAAAUUAAAACAUAAUGGUGAAUUGGACCAAAAGAAUAUUGCAGAACAUAGUAAUGAAGAGCUAAAGGAUUUCCUUGUGAGAGAUAUAGUAGAAGAAUUUAAAGACGAUUUUUUCAUUCAAACAAAAACAGACAUCAGCGACCUCAUUGGCGAAGAUAAUUGGGACAUGGACAUAGGUGAAACAACUUUAAACGCUACAGAUUUUAUGCAGAAUGAAAGCAUAAGCAAUACAAGCACAGAACUCUACGGGAACUUGUCAGUAGUAAUACAAGAGGCAACGAGCACCAUAGAAGAGAAAUCAGUUGUAAAUGAAAGUAUUACGAUAGAGAACCAACAACUGCUUGAGAAUUUUACAAAUCCAACCUAUGAAACAAGUGACACCGCUGGAAACAAUACAGCUAAACCACAGCCUUCAAGUAAAACAACUACAGAAACAAACCAGAGGGUAACAGAGAUGGACAUAGACUUUAACCAAUACAUCAAAGAUAACUCAAAACAAGGAACUCACACAACAAGUAAACCAAGCAACGACCAAAGCUAUAUAACAGAGUACUUUAAAGGCAAUCUCCAAUCAACAACCGCAUAUCCUAGACCAAAUAACCAUUGGGAAGAUAAAUUGCAGUUUGUACCUGUUGCUAAAGAGUUAACCACACAGAACCCAAAAGCACGUACCAAGUCCGAUAACCAUCGAAAUAUCAAGGGAGGUAAAUCAGGAUCAAGAAACGUUUAUGUCUACGAGACAGACAAAGACGAUGAUUUGAUGGUGGCUAACAAGGAAGAAGAUGAAUAUAUUCUUGUGAAGUAUAACAGUGGGACUGUACGGGUGAAACGGUCAAUUGAGGACUACAUUAGUGGUUCAGGUUCAGGAUCAGGAUCGGGGUCAGGAGCUUUAGCAGUACGUGGUGAAUUAUGGAUUUCUCCUGUUGUCAGCGGGAAUGAAUCGAUAAACGGAACGUCAGAGAACAAUAAAUUCAAGCAACGUUUGGCUUCAUCGCUCAAGGGGUAUCUGCGCACAUAUAUUAAAAGAAUGUCAUACACACCUUUAAAAUUUUCGUAUUUUGACGUAUAUAUGCUAAAGACAAGAAGAAAUUACACAAUAGUAGAGUUUGAAAUAUUUAUAUAUGAUUCUGUAAACGAAUACGACAACACAUUCGACUCCGACGUCCGUAUGGUAAUAGCUAAAGCCUUGGUCAACAUGAAAGCUAUCGUGCCAAAUUAUGAUGUCGUAUUAUCACAGUUAGAAAAUGUCACGGAUGUCAUGCAAGCAGCCAUAUGCAUAACAUGUAAGAGUUAUGAAAUCUGUGAACCAAUAAACAGCUAUCUAUAUGAGUGGUACUGCAAGCCAUUGGAAUCACGUAAGCUGCUAAUAAAUUUAAAUAUAUCCCUUGUUAUUUAUUAA